Kluyveromyces marxianus DMKU3-1042 is the source of this 2382-nucleotide messenger RNA. It is a transcript of the gene SWI6, whose product is annotated as transcriptional regulator SWI6. The coding region runs from base 1 to 2382 and encodes 793 amino acids. Gene Ontology annotation, molecular function: transcription coactivator activity; protein binding. The record is from RefSeq and is a predicted model, not a curated record. Gene Ontology annotation, cellular component: SBF transcription complex; MBF transcription complex. Lineage: Eukaryota; Fungi; Ascomycota; Saccharomycetes; Saccharomycetales; Saccharomycetaceae. The transcript has a single exon.
AUGAGUAGGCCAAUUUUCAAGGCUUACAAAGGCGAAAAGAUCAGUUUUGAGCAACGACUUCAAGAUGGAUACGUGUGUCUCGAUCCGUUUAUCCCACUUCUAAGCAAUCUAUCAAGUUUGAAAUAUCACGGAGAUGAUCCUCUGUUUGAAAAUUUGGAUGAUAUGAUCACCUCGCAGUUUAAUAUACUUAUAGAUACGGAUAGGUCAGGUACGCGGUGGAUUACGUUGCAAAAAGCGCACGAAUUGUGGGAUUUAUUACGUAUGCAAGACGACUUAAAUACUGGUGGUAGCUCGAUUAAACGCGAUGAAGAUACAAAUGGGCACGCUCAAGAUGAUGAAGGGCGUGAGUCCACGGGCGGUUCGACAACCGAUGCAACAUCUAAGAAUGGUAACGGAUCUCAGAAGAACGAAAACGCCAAUUCCAGUGCUCCUCUUUCACAACAACAAGAACAGCAGCAACAACAGCAGGAGAAAAAUCAGGAACCUCCUCAAAAGCAGCAGCAACAGCAGCAGCAAGUAUCGGGGUCUUCUGGAAAUAACGCUGGAAAUGACAAUGUUUCAAGUACCCAAGGUACUUCGCGUGAUUCUAGUACACCAAGUGUUCCGAUUGAUGCAAAUGUGAAGGGUGAUCAAACUGAUCAAAUUGCUUCGGGCACUGAUGAAAAAGCCUACAACAGUCCUACCACUGGUAAACACGACUUAGGGGAACACAUAGACUCGCCAACUAAAAGACAUCAAACUCAGUCUGUAUCGGUGAUUCCAGUAUUCAAGCAUGAUCUUCCAACAGUAUCAACACUUCAAAAGACACUGCCCUCUAUAACCAAUUACACAGCAGAAGAACGUGUGAAGCUAGAAACACUGUUACAGCGGAUACUAUUCCCUGAAACGUCGCCUGAAGACGCAGUAACUUCCUCUAAUGGCUACCCAGUUAUCGAUCUGGGUCAACAGCUGCAAGAACUUGAUGCUCAGUUUCCAAAUGUGAAACUUAAUCUCAACAUCCCAAUUGACGAACAUGGAAAUACCGCGUUGCACUGGCUAUGCUCCAUAGCUAAUCUGGAUCUUCUUAAGCAACAUAUAAUGUAUGGAAGCGACAGAAGAAUAGGAGAUAAAUCAGGCGAAUCCGUUCUAGUAAAAUCCGUAAAAUCCGUUAACAACUACGACUCCGGAACUUUCGAGGCGCUGUUGGACUAUCUGUAUCCAUGUAUUGUCUUGGUUGAUGAAAUGGAUAGAACUGUACUCCAUCAUAUAGUUAUCACAUCAGGUAUGCCUGGGUGCAACGCUGCAGCUAAGUAUUACUUGGACAUUCUUAUGGGAUGGGUUGUAAAAAAACAAUCUAGAAGCAAAGAAAGUGAAUGUGCGCUCUUGGAAGACAUAAAUCUACAAUGGGUUAUCACUCGGCUACUGAAUGCUAGGGACUCCAACGGUGAUACUUGUUUGAAUAUUGCAGCAAGACUAGGAAAUGUCGCGAUCGUUGAAGCAUUGUUAGAUUAUGGUGCAGACCCUAGCAUUGCGAAUAAUUCAGGGUUAUGCCCAUUGGAUUUUGGUGCUGGUACUCAACCACGGUUCCAAGCUAAUUCUAAGGCUCAGAUGAGUACACCUACUAAGAUUAAUGAAGCUGUGCCAGACCCAAUGGCAGAAUCAGCUACAUUGAUUACAAACAUAAAAUCCCUACUCUCGAAAAUCUCGGAUGACUACGAAGAUGAAGUUAAACAACAUAAUAGUAGAAUGUCUGAACUCUUGGAAACACUCAACAACAAAAGGGAAGUUCUGGCAAAGGCUAGAGACAGACUAGCAAAGGCGAAGCAAGUCCAAGACGAAUACAAUUUACUGUCAGAUAGACUCAAUAACGUUGAAAACACUAUCGCUGAAGAAGACCAAAACUUUCAACUAGCUUCCAGGGAACUAGGAUUAUCACUGGAUGAUGUCCAAGCCGAGGGCCUUAACUCUUCUGAUAUUAUAUUUGAUGCUGAUGAACCCUUCAGAAUCUCUUACGUUAACACUAAAUUUGAAGAAAAAAUUAAAAAUGAUUACAAUAAUGAUUUUGAGCUCUUUUUGAAGCACUGUGACCUCUCUAAAUUUGCUCGAGAGAUUUAUGAAAGUAUUCCAGAUACAACUGAGAUUCCACAUCCAAGAGUUUUGAAAGCAAGAAUAAAAGCUUACACGCGCAAUGAAUCUCACUUGGAAUCUACGCUUCAAACCAUCAAAAACAAGCAAAGGAAUCUGGAGUCAAAAUUCAGAAAGGUUCUCUCAUUAUGUCUUAAGAUAGAUGAGGAAAAGGUGGACUCUAUGCUUGAUGGUCUUUUGCAGGCUAUUUCUAAUGAAGAUCCUGAAGACAUUGACACAGAGGAAGUGAACAACUUUUUGGAGAGUGCUGCAGAAUAA